CUGCUGCUGCUGGCUGAGUGAAAGAAAGACCAACGCAGCGAAACACAAGGUAGGCUGCUAGCUGAGAGGGCAGCAUGGCGGGGCUUCAGGACUUCCAACAAGGCAGCCACUGUCACAGGAAAACGUGGAUCAAUAUACUACUAGGAAUACUACAAUUACUUUUACCCUGCGUACAGCACGGAGGGGCUCAGCUGCAAGCUCUGAGUCAGAUGUCCACCAGCGUGGUCGAGGUCUGGCAACCAGAGGAUGCAGACCCAUUAAUCCAACUUCAGGUGGAGAAGGAACGAAGAAAAGAUGGUCUUCCACUUGAAGACAGUUCCUCUCUAUAUACGCGGGAGACUGGGAGGCCCUUGCAUUUUCAGCCCCCAGCGUUGGAGUUUGGGACGCAGCCGCUGGGGCUGCCAAGAGCGGAAACCAUAUAUAUACACAACCCCAGCCAGGAGGUUCCUGUGACACUGCUGUCAAUGUUUACAUCCAGCAGGCAUUUUUACGUACCUUUCUUGCACAGAAGGGUGAUCCCACCCAGAGGGAAGGCAUCUUUUAAACUAAUUUUCCUCCCGUCUGAGGAGGGCAAUGUAGAAAACACAUUAUUUAUAAACACAUCGGCCCAUGGGCUGCUGUCAUACCAGGUAUUUGGUGUGGGAGUUCACCGGGGUUUGUUAAAGUCUGUCCAAAGAAAGGAUAGUCUGCUAGUAUUCCCUCACAUCCAGAGCAUUAAGCUGACCCAAACUCAGGAAGAUGCCUCCAACAUCACUAUACUGGGUCUACUCCUGGAGUGCAGCUUGCCGAAGAGUUUGUUCAACAGUCCUCAGGGGUCCUGCCUCCAGAGCGAGGAGCGCCUCAGCCUGCAGAUUAAUCUGUCGGCGCGUGGUGACCGGCCCACUGACCUGGACAAACUCAAGCCUUACGUCAUUGAGCACAUUUUGGUGCUGCUGAUGGCCCCCACUGCUGGACAGGCUGCAGUAGGUGAACCAAAAAUAGGAAUUUAUAUGUUAAAUUCUGGAGGCAAGAAGCUGUAUGUAAAGGACAUGCAGGUGCUAUCAAAGGUGGAGGCCAGCCUGGAAUUUAAUCAGGUUCUCCUGAGACCAGAGGCAAAAAACUUCACUAAAGUGGCAACGCUUGCCUGCAGAGGUUCAAUGCCGGGUCAUGGAGGGAAAUGCAUGAAUCAUAUCAGUUUAAAAAUUCUGGGAAACCAGACAACCUUCAGCUUCCCUGGACUACAUAUCACACCAAAAAGGACCAUGGGGGAUUUGUUCAACCUGUUCCAGGUGAAACAAAGAGAUGCAGACCAGGUGGAUCUGUGGCUGACUAACUCCCUCCUCCUGCCCGUCACUGUGAUGAACGCCAGCCUCUCACAGAAGCUGCAGGGAGUAAUGAAGGUGGUGAACUUCAGUGCUCCACUCACAGUUCCCCAGGGCUGCUGGCAUAUCAUGUCCCUCCAGCUGCUCAGCAGGGCCCUGCCCGUCAACCAGGUGUUCACCCUCAGUCUGGACACCAGCCUGGGCACAACCCUGCACGUUCCCCUCUACUUUAGCUCUUCUCCUUUCAAGCAGGGGGAGGUGGUGUUUGAGGCGGAACGAGAGUGUGGACGUCCCUGUCCUCUCAGAAUGUCUGAAACAGGUCGUUCAGAGUGGCAGCGUUCCCUCCUCCCAGACUUUUUCCCUUCGUCUUGGGCUGUAGACAGCAAACUGGCUGCUGAGCUCUGCUCUCGAUGGCAGAACCACAAAGACAAACUAUCUUGCAGGUGGCCCAGACUCCCUGUAGAGACAUCCUUUCCUCUGGACUUUGGUGCUACACCCGUCAAUGAGAGCAAGGUGAAGACGUUCAUGCUGAAGAAUCCUUCUUCUUCAGUGGUUUCGGUAGAGAUUAGAAUCCUCUCACUGUACCCUGCCCCCCUGGAGGCUCUGGACCUUCUAACCAAAUGGUUUAAUAUCAGCCCACUCUCUGUCAACAUCAGCACUACAGAGUUUUCUCUGUUGGCUUCUUCCCCUAAGGCGGGUGAGAAUGUGGAUGACAUGACAAGGGAGGGUGUCCUUCGUCUGCUGCUGCAGCCCUGGGAGGCCAGAGAGGUUGCUGUGGUCUAUUCUCCCUCUGAACACAAACCCACCACCACCAUUCUCAUCAUCAGGAACAACCUGACGGUGUUUGACAUGAUGACGGUGCAGGGCCAUGGGGCCAAAGAGCUGCUAAGAGUCGGAGGCAAACUGCCCGGCCCAGGAGCCUCUCUGCGCUUCAAUGUUCCUCAGUCAACUCUAAUGGAGUGUCGUGAUGGCCUGCGCACCAACAAGCCGCUUUUCGCCAUCAGAAAGAGUUUUAAGGUGGAGAACGCAGGAGAGCUUCCUCUGACUGUCAUGUCGAUGAAUAUUAACGGAUAUAAGUGUCAGGGAUUCGGCUUUGAGGUGUUACAGUGUCGCCCCUUCAGCCUUGACCACAACACUUCCUCUGAGAUCACCAUUGCCUUCACCCCAGACUUCACCUCGUCCUGGGUGAUCCGGGACCUCACCCUGGUGACAUCACGCGGCACCUCUUUCCCUUUCACCCUCAAUGUGACGCUGCCCCACCACAUGUUGCCUCUCUGCGCUCAGGUGGUUCCCGGCCCCAGCUGGGAGGAAACUUUCUGGGUGGUCACCCUCAUCUUCACAUGCUUCUCUCUGUUCGGUGUGUGUCUGAUGGCCUUCCAUCAGGCCCAGUAUAUCCUGAGUGAGUUCUCCUCACCCAGCAUCAGAAGCAACCACAACUCUGUCCUGUCCCGGGAUAACGACUCCGUCAAUAAUAUCACAUCCAACGGAGUAAAUAAAACAAAGGGCAGCUGUAAGAGCUAUGUGGACACCUGUCACACCUCUGACAAAGGUAAGGGGCGUGGCUCUCCAGCCUUGGCCAACAGCCCUGCCUCACGUCCACAGUCAACCUCAAAGAGAGGCUCCUUAACCACCACAUCCCAGCCGCAAAAGAAACACAAGGUUUCACUCUAUUACACCAAGUACAAGUCGAGCUCAUCCACAGCCUCGCCUGGUGCUGUGACUGUGGAUGAAGAGCACGAGGACCUGACACCGGACCCUCCCCUGACCCCAGACCCCGAUGUCUGCAACAACAACGAACCGACUUUCAUCAGUGAGCUGGAUAAAAAGACACCUUCAGAUUAUAAAGAAGACGCCCACAGCACUAUAGGAGAGAGAGUGCCAGCAGCAGUUAUGUUUCCCAUGGAAAUGCCUGCUGGUUUCCCAGAUAACGUCACAGUGGGUCCAGGACCUAGACCCGGCCUGUUAGUGUGCAGCCCUGUAGAGAAGAGCUGCACUGAGCACUAUGCAGAGAAGAUCGACUCUGAGAAAAGGGACAGUUCUGAAAUGGAGCUGAGAGAAGACGGCAAAGGCCAGAAAAAGAAAGCACAGAGUGCAGAGGCUGGCGCUGCACCAGGAAGUAAUAAGGGAAAGAGGAGUCGCAGGAAGACAGAAAAUGUCUCCAGUGCUCCUGAGCACAAUGUAGUAGUGAUACCAGAGAGGGAGAAAGAACCUGAUUGGAAAACAGGGGAGCGAAUUGCCAGUGGACCCCGCAACAGGAACCGCUGCUGCAAUGGCUUCAAGUCAGAAGCACCAAAGCCUGGACUGAGUGUUGAGAGCCCCCUCAAACAGAACGGUGUGUGUCCUUCUCGUACUCGAAGGAAGUGUGCUACAGAUCGGCGCGGUGGUGGAGUGUGUGAGUCGGGCUCGGACUCCGGCAGCUCAUCAGGCAGUGUGAGGGCCAGCAGAGGGAGCUGGGGCAGCUGGAGCAGCGCCAGCAGCAUGGAGGGAGACAAAGACCCCAAUGCCCGAACGCAUGCCUGCACUACCUCAUCCAGAAAAAGGGAAUCCAUGCAGUACAGCGUCUACCCAGUAGAGAGAGACUGCUACCAGACCAUGAAUACAAAUUACAAGGCUCUCAGCAUGAACAGCUUGUACCACAAAGAUAUGUGCCAAAGCCCAGAUCCCACAGCAUCCAGCUUUGCCCCAAGUUUUGCUGCUGUUGCUGCAGGAGUAGACCGCAACAUGGAUCUGACAGGUCAGUAUUUGCCUGAAGAAACAUGGUCCGCUCCAUCCAUCCCUCUCACCAAUGAGUUCAGAUACAACACCCCCGAAGCUCUGCCCUACAUACCUCAGCCAGCAACCACCGCCUCAUACAAUGGGUUUACUUGGAAUAAUGCCAACAGCCAUUGCAACGGUCCCUACACCUACUGUGAGGACAGCAACUACAUAGGUAACGGAACGUUUCCAAGUGGUUUUCCUGGUCAGGAGGCCCAGAAUGCACACGGCAAUCAGAGCAGCUGGAGUGAGGAACAGCAUCAGGAAUCGCCCUCAACCUGGGACACAGCAGCCUGUGUGGGUAGCAAGCCAUACUUCUCGGGUACCCGCAGCCUCUCCCCCAUGUCCAGUCUGUUUGGAUCCAUCUGGACGCCACAGAGCGAGCCCUACCAGAGCCACUUCCAGCCUGAGCGAUCAGCCCCGAUGUCCCCCGUGUCCCCCAUCACCCCGCCUCAUUCUCCCUUCAGCCGAGAGCCAGAGGCGACGUGCGCUCCGAUCCAGUACUCCAGCUUCAACCCCUUUGGCCCGCACAUGAACCUGGACAUAUGGAACUCUUCCUCCAACCGCAGCUCCAACUCACAACUCUCCAACGACUCUGGCUACUGUGGAGAUGUCUGAAAUAAAUUUAUAAAAACAAAAACAAAGCGGCAGACCUUAAACAAUAAUUGCAAACAUAUAAAACAUUGAUAUGUAAAAGAAAGGAAAUAAAAAUGAAUGUUCUUUUAUCAUUAAUGGGGAAAAUGUGAAUAUUCCUUCUCUUUUAUGUUCCCAUUUUCAAAUGUUAAAUGUUGUGAAAGGUUGAUUUGUUGUAUAUUUUUCUAGAUGUUUUGCAGUUUUGAUCAUAGAAAAUAAAAAAAAAAAGGUUU
Molecule: messenger RNA, 4921 nt
Organism: Epinephelus fuscoguttatus (brown-marbled grouper)
Lineage: Eukaryota; Metazoa; Chordata; Actinopteri; Perciformes; Serranidae
Gene: tmem131l
Product: transmembrane 131 like
Exons: 34
Coding region: 75-4673 (1532 amino acids)
Cellular component (GO): membrane
Source: RefSeq, a predicted model, not a curated record